GACAGUGGAAAUGUCAGACAUGUCAACCAAGAGAAAAGUCGUGAUUAUCUUCAAGACUCGGACGAUAAAUUUCUUUUUACUGUCAACACAAGCUCGGGUAAACAUCCAGAAACGCAAGUACAGAUUGGACACACUAAAGUAAACAUUCUGAUUGAUUCCGGAGCCUCUGUUAACCUUCUGAACUACCCAAUUUUUCAACAAAUUCAGAAAGACGACAACCGUAUCCAGUUACAAAAGACCAAUGCCAGAAUCUUUGCAUAUGGAACACCAACACCACUCGAGUUAGCCGGAGAAUUUCAAGCUACCGUCACCUCAGCAUCAGGUACAUUCAAAACUGCUAAGUUUUAUGUAGCACAAAAGAAAUCUAAGUGUAUUCUUGGAUAUGAAUCAUCUUCCUCAUUGGGACUUAUCAUCCUCAACAUCAACACCCUCAACCCGGUUCAACAAGAUCAUGAUGUACGUCGCAUUAUCAACAAACAUCCAAAGCUAUUUGAAGGAACGGGAAAUCUCAAGGGACGUGAAGUGAAGCUCGAAAUUGACCCAACAGUAACCCCGGUCGCACAAACAAAUCGGAAAAUUCCACACAGCAUGAAAACCAAAGUAAACAAAAAGCUGCAGGAGAUGAGAGAAGAAGGGAUAAUCGAGAAAGUUGAGGGAGCAACGCCUUGGUUAUCACCGUUGAUAGCCAUCCCAAAGAAGAGUGGGGACCUCCGACUAGUGUUAGACAUGCGUAUACCUAACACAGCACUUGCAAGACGGCGCGUACAAAUUCCUACAGUCAACGAGAUACUUCAAAAGAUGGAGGGAGCAAAAGUCUUUACAGAGGUUGACCUGUCGCAAGGUUAUCUUCAACUGCCCUUGGCAGAGGAAUCCCGUCAUAUUACAGCAUUUUCAACUCCUGAAGAUGGUCCGCAUAGAUUCACCAGGCUGAUAAUGGGAGCAUCACCAUCUGGAGAACACUUUCAUGAGAUUAUCCACGAGCUCAUCAAAGAGGUACCAGAUUGUGCCAACAUCUCUGAUAACAUUUGGCUAUGGUCCAAAGACAGAGAAACACACCUCAAGCGGCUAGACCAGCUCCUCACAAUCCUGAGAACCAAUGGCAUCACACUGAAACUACCAAAGUGUUCGUUCGCAGUACCGCAGAUAAACGUGUUUGGUCAUAUCGUGUCCGAGAAAGGAAUCAGACCAGAUAGCACCAAAGUCGAAGCCAUAACAAAUGCUCCACAUCCUACCACAGCAUCGGAAGUCAGAUCCUUCCUUGGCCUCACCAAUUAUUGUUCGAGAUAUAUACCCGACUACAGCAGCCUAACCUUCCCACUUCGACAGCUCACAAAGAAGAAUGUCACGUUUCACUGGGAUCACAGUCACGAGAAAGCACUCCAGUCACUGAAGAAUGCCAUCACCACUUCACCAGUAUUAGCUCAUUACAAUCUUACUGCGGAAACUAAAGUCGUAGUAGAUGCAUCGCCAUGGGCACUGGGUUCCGUACUUCUCCAGAAACAAGCCGACGACAAUUAUCGACCAAUCGCGUACGGUAGCAGAUCGCUAACAGAUGUCGAACAGAAGUAUGGUCACAUAGAGAAAGAAGGAUUAGCAAUCGUAUUCGGAUGUGAACACUUUCACAUGUACCUAUAUGGACGUAGUUUUGAAUUGGAGACAGACCACCGACCUUUAGAGCAUAUCUACAAGGCAAAGCUUCAAAGCAAACCAACAUCAGCCAGACUCGAAAGAUGGAGACUUCGACUCCAAGAGUACGACUUCCACGUUAUCUACCGACCUGGCCCAUCCAAUCUGGCCGAUCCUUUGUCUCGACUCCCGAAAGAUGGAAAAGAGGGAAGCAAGAGGAGCAACAUGGAGGCUUGCGCUGACCGAUAUGUUCAUUACAUGACACAAGCACAGACACCGAAUGCCAUGAAAUUAGAAGACAUACAAAGAGAAACAUUAGCAGAUCCGGAACUCCAGCAGAUUAAACAGAACUUGCAAAAUAAUCAAGUAUACAAACUUCCGAAAGCAUAUAAGCUCAUCGCUCAUGAGCUCUGCAUCACAGAUCAAGAUAUCUUACUUCGGGGUGAUCGCAUUGUUCUUCCUAACAAGCUGAGACAACAAACAAUUAGCCUUGCACACGAGGAUCAUACAGGUAUGGUCCGCUGCAAACAACGCCUGCGCUCCAAGCUUUGGUGGCCAGAGAUGGACAAGCAGGUUGAAGAACGAAUUCGAUGCUGUCAUCCAUGUCAACUUGUCAGUAAGAGCCCGCGACCAGAGCCAAUGGAACCAACUAAGCUUCCUAAGAAACCAUGGUCGAAGCUAGCCAUAGACGUAUGUGGACCAUUUCCCACUGGAGAACAAGUAGUUGUCCUUACUGACUAUUAUUCGCGCUGGCCAGAAGUCAAAAUCUUAAAAUCAGUCACGUCCAAAAACAUUCUCGACUGGUUAUUAUCGGUAUUUGCAACUCACGGAUUUCCAGAUGAAAUAAAGUCCGACAACGCAUCCUACUUUGUUUCUACCGAGUUCAAGGAUACAUUAACCUCUUGGGGAAUAGAACAUAAGACGGUGACGGAAUAUUGGCCGCAAGCAAAUGGGCAAGUUGAGAGAUUUAAUCAAGUUCUCGAGAAACACAUCCUAACCGCACAGGCGGAAGGAAAAGCGUGGAAACCCACCAUUCCAAUCAUGCUACUCCACUACCGCAAUACUCCUCAUAGAAUGACCGGAAGAACACCUUCGUCAUUGCUAAUGAACCGAGAAGUCAAGACGAAACUUCCUAGUUUUGAACAACAGACAAACGAUGAAACUGAAACUCGCAAGAAAGAUGAAGAGGAGAAAGAGAAAGCGAAGAAAUAUACCGACAAGAAGCGAAAAGCAAGUCCAAGAAAUCUUGAAGUCGGAAAUAAAGUACUAGUUACUCAAAAACAUCGAAACAAAUUUACGACAAAGUUUCAUCCUGAUCCAAUGGUAAUCACCAAAAUAAACGGCACGCAGAUAGUGUUAAAAGACAAGAAUGGCACACAACAUCGCAGAAACUCAUCGCAUGUCAAGUUAUACCAGGAAAUUCCUGAUCCUGAAGAAGAAAUCCAGAGUGAUCGCAAGCAUGACAGACAAACGGAAAGUCGCGAAGAAAACACCGAAGCAACUCAAACAGAAACCAACCAGAAUACUACAGAAACGGAAAUUGUUCUACGUAGAUCAACGAGAAAUAGAAAACAACCAGACUAUCUAAAAGUAGGUUAA
Messenger RNA from Paramuricea clavata, 3225 nucleotides. NCBI's taxonomy places the organism in Eukaryota, Metazoa, Cnidaria, Anthozoa, Malacalcyonacea, Plexauridae. The record is from the annotation of a GenBank genome assembly.